Mercurialis annua (annual mercury) is the source of this 2903-nucleotide messenger RNA. RefSeq names its product putative protein FAR1-RELATED SEQUENCE 10. Gene Ontology annotation, biological process: regulation of DNA-templated transcription. The coding region runs from base 338 to 2416 and encodes 692 amino acids. The transcript is spliced from 4 exons. Gene Ontology annotation, molecular function: zinc ion binding. The record is from RefSeq and is a predicted model, not a curated record. NCBI's taxonomy places the organism in Eukaryota, Viridiplantae, Streptophyta, Magnoliopsida, Malpighiales, Euphorbiaceae.
CCCCUAUCUAAAAAUCAUAAUUUUGCAGAACUAGAAUAAAGCUAUGUAAACCCAACUCAGAAACUAACCAAAGAAACCAGUUUGAUCGAAGAAAACAAAAACCAGAGUAAAUCUUCUGUUUUAGUGUGAUAAAAAAGUAUUGAGAAAACACCAUUUUUGAUGAUAUUAUUCAAUUCUCAUGUCCUAUAGUAUUUCUUUCUCUGAAACUUUUCUAAAACCCUAAAACCCCAUCUGCUCAAAUUAAUUUAAGUUGACUUCUUUACUCUCAAUCUCAUGCUGUUCUUGGUUUGAUUUAAACUAGUUGAUGGUGUUCAUAGAUUUAAACUUAGGGUAAGAAAUGAUUUCUAUACCACCAAAUAACAUAUGGAUGAGGAGGCAGCAAUGCCCAUGUGGGGAUUGGAAAUGUUACAUGACUCAUGAAGGAGAUUCUAAUGAAUCUUCAACAACAUCCCAGUUCAUAAAGAAUCAAACUUUUCAAUGUGAACCUAUGGUUUCCCCAUAUGUCGGAAUGGUGUUUAAGAGUGAUGAUGAUGCAUUCGAGUAUUACGGAACUUUCGCUAGGAGAAACGGGUUUUCCAUUAGGAAAGAAAGGUCUAGAUUAAGCCCGCAAUUGGGUGUUUAUAAACGUGAUUUUGUUUGUUAUCGUUCGGGAUUUGCGCCUGCUAGAAAACGGCCUAAUGGAGAUCUGCAGCAUAGAGAUAGGAAAUCGCUGCGGUGCGGAUGUGAUGCAAAGAUGUAUUUGUCGAAAGAAGUUGUUGAUGGGGUUUUUCAAUGGUUUGUGGUGCAAUAUAGUAAUGUGCAUAAUCAUGAACUUUUGGAAGAUGACCAAGUGCGGCUUCUUCCGGCGUAUAGAAAAAUUCAAGAGGCUGAUCAGCAGAGGAUUCUAUUGCUUGCGAAAGCUGGGUUUCCGAUACAUAGGAUUGUGAAGGUGUUGGAGUUAGAAAAGGGUAUUCGAGGUGGACAAUUGCCUUUUCUAGAGAGAGAUGUUCGGAACUUUGUUCAAAAUCGCAAGAAAGUUGUUCAAGAAAAUGAUGCUUUACUCAUAGAAAAAAGAGAAAAUGAUAUAAUGGAACUUCUUGAGGCUUGCAAGACUACAAAAGAGAUGGAUGAAGAAUUUGUUUAUCAGUAUACGGUUGAUGAGAAUGAUAAGGUUGAGAACAUUGCAUGGUCAUACGGCAACUCUGUACGUGCAUACGCAUUAUUCGGCGAUGUUGUUUAUUUUGACAUUAGUUAUCACUCUAUCACAUAUGGUAUGCUAUUCGGAGCGUGGCUUGGAAUUGAAAAUAAUGGGAAGAUUAUAAUUUUUGGUUGUGCUCUGUUGCAGGAUGAAACACUCCGGUCCUUUGUUUGGGCUUUGCAGGCUUUUAUCCAUUUUAUGAAAGGGAAAUGUCCACAAACAAUUCUAUCUGAUCUCGAUAUGACGCUUAAGGAUGCCAUAAGUAGUGAACUACCCAGCAGUAAACAUGUUAUGUCGGUAUGGAGUAUUCUACCCAAGUUAUACAGUUGGUUUUCUCUUCCUCUAGGCAGUCGAUAUGCAGAAUUUAAAUCCAAGUUUGAUGAGUUAUAUCAUACUGAGAGCACAGAAGAAUUUGAGCUUCGAUGGAGUCAAAUGGUUUCCAUAUUUGGACUUGGUUCAGAUAAACACAUCGCUUUACUCAGCUCUCUGAGGGCGUUCUGGGCUCUAUCGUUCGUGCGAGGCUACUUUCUUGCUCAAAUGGCAACGACAGAGUAUUCAAAGUCCGUAGAUGCAUUUUUCAAAUUAGUCUGCAGCACGCAAACUUGUUUGCGAAGCUUCUUCGAGCAGGUUGGUAUUUCUGCCAAUUGUCAGAACCGAACACAUUAUGAGAUGCAAUACAUGCUCACGAAGACUUGCAUACCGAUUGAAGAGCAUGCACGUGGUAUUCUUACGCCUUUCGGCUUCAGUGCUUUACAAAAUGAAUUGGUGUUAGCCUUGCAAUAUGCUGUAUCGGAAAUGGCUGACGGAACUUUCAUUGUACAUCACUUCAAGAAGAUGGAACGUGAGCAUUUUGUAAUAUGGAUACCAGACGAUGAGCAGAUACACUGUUCCUGUAAGGAAUUUGAAUCUUCGGGGAUAUUAUGCAGACACGUCCUUCGGGUAUUCAUACAGAAGAACUAUUUCCAGCUUCCUGAAAAGUAUUACAUAAGCAGAUGGCAACGGGAAAGUUCUCUAAUUUUCUAUGAUGAGCAAUUUACUCAAAGUAAUGAUGGUGAAUGGCUUCAAGAAUAUCAGUCUCUUACUGAAACUCUAUUUAAAGAGUCAGCAAUAACAAAGGAGCGCUCCGACUUUGUUCGUAGAGAACUCCCAAAAGAAUUGGCAAGGCUUGUCGGUGAGGUUAGAGACAUGGUGGAGAGUGAUGGAGUUGCUGUAGAUUUGACAUUUUCACCAACUGGUUAGUUUAGAAUCUGGUGGAAGUUCUUUAUGGGGAAAAAUUUCAGGAAUGUACAAGGUGAUGGAAGAUCAUUAAAUAUUUGCUGCUUGUCAUUGGUUCUCCUUCAUGAAAUUCUACUGGAGGCUCCAAAGAAUGCCAAUUCGAGACAAAUGAAUCUAAGGUGCUGUACUCUUUAACAUAUCAGAAAUUUAGUUUCCUAACAAAUCUAAUUGACAGCAGCAGCUUUGAGAGUGAUUGAGUGCAGCAGCAAUAUGUGAAGCACUUGAGACUUAACUUUGCUCUUCUAGGAGUGUAAAUGAAUCGAAUCGAAUCGACUCGCUAGUUACUAAAGGUUGACUCUAAAAAUAUAUAAAAUUAACUUGAUGUUAGGCGAGUUGAGCUCUAGUUCGAGCUACUCGAAUCAAUUGCUGAGUCGAAUUUGAACAUUCAGAUAUUUGGCUCGACGAGCUCGCAAGUCUAUUCGAGUUUUAAUUAAUUAACCCUUUUUUGUUA